This is a messenger RNA of Mesorhabditis spiculigera, 300 nucleotides long. The record is from the annotation of a GenBank genome assembly. Lineage: Eukaryota; Metazoa; Nematoda; Chromadorea; Rhabditida; Rhabditidae.
AUGACUGAUGGCAGCUAUGCGACGUAUGGCAGAAAGAAGCGAUCGGUGAAUGCUACUUCUCGCCUUGAUGGCACAACUGAAGAUGAGCUGUGCAACUCCAUCCGGCUGAAGAGAAUUUUGAAAACGAAUCUACGCAAAAACUUGGCGAAAUCGAGGGAGAGCGUUGUGAAGGCGUUGGCUGAUGACAGUUUCAUGGUUUUGUGCGCAAUGUCGCCGGUCAGCUUCUCGCUGGGCCGCCAUGAUGAAUAUUGCGCCCUCGAGAGGCAUGGAAUUUUUUGCCAAGUUGCCAAAUUUACUGUU